Messenger RNA from Pseudopodoces humilis (Tibetan ground-tit), 2547 nucleotides. RefSeq names its product ribosomal protein S6 kinase A2 (gene RPS6KA2). NCBI's taxonomy places the organism in Eukaryota, Metazoa, Chordata, Aves, Passeriformes, Paridae. The record is from RefSeq and is a predicted model, not a curated record. Gene Ontology annotation, molecular function: ATP binding; magnesium ion binding; ribosomal protein S6 kinase activity. Gene Ontology annotation, biological process: protein phosphorylation; intracellular signal transduction.
AUGGACAUGAACAUGAAGAAGUUCACAGUGCGCCGCUUCUUCUCGGUCUAUCUCCGCAAGAAGUCCCGGUCAAAGAGCUCGAGCCUAAGUAGAUUUGAGGAAGAAGGUAUCGUGAAGGAAAUAGACAUCAGUCAUCAUGUCAAGGAAGGUUUUGAAAAAGCAGAUCCUUCUCAGUUUGAACUGUUGAAAGUAUUAGGACAAGGUUCAUAUGGAAAGGUAUUUCUAGUCAGGAAGAUAAAAGGAUCUGAUGCAGGCCAGCUUUAUGCCAUGAAGGUACUUAAGAAGGCAACUCUGAAAGUUCGGGAUCGGGUACGAUCUAAAAUGGAGAGAGAUAUUUUGGCAGAAGUGAACCAUCCUUUCAUAGUCAAGCUUCAUUAUGCAUUUCAAACAGAGGGAAAGUUGUAUCUAAUACUAGAUUUCCUGCGGGGAGGGGACCUUUUCACCAGACUCUCCAAAGAGGUGAUGUUUACAGAAGAGGAUGUCAAGUUCUACUUAGCUGAGCUGGCCUUGGCAUUAGACCACCUCCAUGGUCUUGGAAUUAUUUACAGGGAUCUAAAACCAGAAAACAUUCUUCUUGAUGAAGAGGGUCACAUUAAGAUAACAGAUUUUGGUCUGAGUAAAGAAGCCAUCGACCAUGACAAGAGAGCAUACUCGUUCUGCGGGACAAUAGAGUACAUGGCCCCAGAGGUGGUCAACCGGCGAGGACACACGCAGAGUGCCGACUGGUGGUCCUUCGGCGUGCUCAUGUUUGAGAUGCUGACGGGAUCAUUACCCUUCCAGGGAAAAGACAGAAAGGAGACAAUGGCACUCAUUCUCAAAGCCAAGCUGGGAAUGCCACAGUUCUUGAGCAUAGAAGCCCAGAGCCUGCUGCGAGCCCUCUUCAAAAGGAACCCCUCCAACAGAUUAGGUGCUGGAUUUGAUGGAGUGGAAGAAAUUAAACGUCACCCUUUCUUUGUUACUAUAGACUGGAAUAAACUGUACAGAAAAGAAAUCAAGCCGCCUUUCAAGCCCGCAGUGGGGCGGCCAGAAGACACCUUUCAUUUUGAUCCAGAGUUCACAUCUCGGACCCCCACAGAUUCCCCAGGUGUUCCUCCAAGUGCCAAUGCUCAUCAUCUUUUCAGAGGGUUCAGCUUUGUUGCCUCUAACUUGGUGCAGGAGCCUGCACAGCAAGAUGUGCACAAAAUCACCGUUCACCCAAUUGUGCAGCAGUUACAUGGCAACAACAUUCAUUUUACUGAUGGAUAUGAGAUCAAGGAGGACAUAGGAAUUGGCUCCUAUUCAGUGUGCAAAAGAUGUGUUCAUAAAGCUACAGAAACAGAGUUUGCAGUGAAGAUAAUUGAUAAGAGCAAGAGAGACCCCUCUGAAGAAAUUGAGAUACUUUUGCGGUAUGGACAGCAUCCAAACAUCAUUACUCUUAAAGAUGUCUAUGAUGAUGGGAAAUUUGUGUACCUGGUGAUGGAGCUGAUGCGGGGAGGCGAGCUGUUGGACCGCAUCCUUCGACAGAAGUGUUUCUCAGAACGGGAGGCCAGCGCUGUGCUGUGCACCAUCACCAGGACUGUGGACUACCUACACUCUCAGGGCGUGGUGCACCGAGAUCUCAAGCCAAGUAAUAUCCUCUACAUGGAUGAGUCAGGAAACCCAGACUCUAUCAGGAUCUGUGACUUUGGGUUUGCCAAGCAACUCAGAGCGGAGAACGGGCUGCUCAUGACUCCCUGCUACACAGCCAACUUUGUCGCUCCUGAGGUCCUUAAACGCCAAGGUUAUGAUGCAGCCUGUGACAUUUGGAGCUUGGGGAUCCUGCUGUACACCAUGUUGGCAGGAUUCACUCCUUUUGCAAAUGGACCAGAUGACACCCCAGAGGAGAUUCUGGCCAGGAUUGGCAGUGGCAAAUAUGCUCUUACAGGAGGAAACUGGGAUUCAGUAUCUGAUACUGCAAAGGACAUUGUGUCUAAGAUGCUUCAUGUAGACCCUCAUCAGCGCCUCACAGCAGUCCAAGUCCUGAGACAUCCAUGGAUAGUGAACAGGGAGUACCUGUCUCAAAACCAACUCAGCAGACAGGAUGUUCACCUGGUCAAGGGUGCAAUGGCAGCCACUUACUUUGCUUUAAACCGAGCACCUCAGGCACCAAGGUUGGAGCCUGUAUUGUCCUCCAAUCUGGCUCAGCGGCGAGGCAUGAAGAGACUUACCUCUACCAGAUUGUAGCAGUACCCCCAAAAGGCCUCCUUGAAAACCCACAGUCUAUUAUUUGAAAAAUUCAUCUUUACUUGGCUAGCAGAACUUUCUUGGACAACCUGCACAUGAAAUUGCCAGAACUAGCAGAAACCCACGUAAGGCAAAGUUCUCAUUUGCUACAUCUUUUCUUUUACAUUCCAGCCAGGGUCCUGAGUUUAACAACUUCACAAAGAUGUGCCCGUUUUGCCAGUAGCUCUGUUUCUUUACUGAGAUAAAGCCAAACAAAAUAGGUGAGCUCCAUCCUUUCCACCCUAGAAAAACUAUUUUUGAGUCCGUAAGAUGUUCCAUGGGAACAGUUUUCAUUUUGUUUCUCAA